Messenger RNA from Melozone crissalis (California towhee), 2171 nucleotides. RefSeq names its product protein phosphatase 1 regulatory subunit 16B (gene PPP1R16B). The record is from RefSeq and is a predicted model, not a curated record. Gene Ontology annotation, molecular function: protein binding; protein phosphatase regulator activity; enzyme inhibitor activity. Gene Ontology annotation, cellular component: cytoplasm. Gene Ontology annotation, biological process: establishment of endothelial barrier; regulation of sprouting angiogenesis. The coding region runs from base 244 to 1953 and encodes 569 amino acids. Lineage: Eukaryota; Metazoa; Chordata; Aves; Passeriformes; Passerellidae. The transcript is spliced from 11 exons.
CGGCUCUGCGCGGCGCCGCUGCCUCCCUGCGCUUCCCUGCGCUCCCCUCCGCGCUGCGGGGCCGGGCUGGCUGCGCGCAGCUCCGCGGUUCCCACCACCUUCCCACCGGACCCUGCCAUGGGCCCUCCCCAUCUCAGCCUCAGCAUGCUGGUAUAGCAGCAGGAGGCUGCCAUCCAGAGGAGCUGUGCUGGGACAUCCCUUCCCCCUGGGCCAUCCUCCCCGUCCCCUGCCUGGGCAGGAGCCAUGGAUGCCCACGUGGACCUGCUGACCGAGCUGCAGCUGCUGGACAAGGUGCCCACGCUGGAGAGGCUGAGGGCAGCCCAGAAACGCAGGGCCCAGCAGCUGAAAAAAUGGGCUCAGUACGAGAAGGAGAUGCAGCACAAGAAGAGGAAGCAUGAGAAGAAGAGAAAUGCUGUGAACAGAAAGAAAGUGUCUUUUGAGGCCAGCGUUGCUCUGCUGGAGGCUUCCCUGAGGAAUGACGUGGAGGAAGUGUGUUACCUGCUGAAGAGCAACAUCAGCCCCGACCUGUGCAAUGAGGAUGGAUUAACUGCGCUGCAUCAGUGCUGCAUAGACAACUAUGAGGACAUAGUGAAGCUCCUCCUCAGCCACGGGGCCAAUGUCAACGCCAAGGACAACGAGCUGUGGACUCCACUGCAUGCAGCAGCCACCUGUGGCCACAUCAACCUGGUGAAGAUCCUCAUCCAGCAUGGAGCAGACCUGUUGGCAGUCAAUGCAGAUGGCAACAUGCCAUAUGACCUCUGUGAAGAUGAGCCAACCCUGGAUGUCAUUGAGACUUGCAUGGCCUAUCAAGGGAUUACCCAGGAAAGGAUCAAUGAGAUGCGAGCUGCUCCAGAGCAGGUCAUGAUCUGUGACAUUCAUGACAUUCUUGCCACGGGCCAAGACCUGAACAGGACUGAUGCCCAAGGUGCUACGCUGCUGCAUAUAGCUGCAGCCAAUGGUUAUCUGCAUGCAGCUGAAGUGCUUCUUGACCAGGGGGCAAGCCUGGAUGUGAAGGACUGGGAUGGCUGGGAGCCUCUGCAUGCUGCUGCUUUCUGGGGACAGAUGCAGAUGGCUGAAUUGCUCGUGUCCCAUGGGGCUAGUUUGAGUGCCAGGACAUCUUUGGAUGAGAUGCCAAUAGAUCUGUGCGAAGAGGAGGAAUUCAAAGUUCUGCUUCUGGAGCUGAAGCACAAGCAUGAUGUGAUCAUGAAGUCCCAGAUGAGGCACAAAUCCUCCCUGAGCCGCAGGACCUCCAGCACGGGCAGCCGGGGGAAGGUGGUGAGGAGGGCCAGCCUCUCGGACAGGACAAACCUUUACAGGAAGGAGUGUGAGAAGGAGGCCAUGGUGUGGCAGCAGCUGGGGGCAGCAGAAGAAGGAAGAAACUCGGCUCUCAUUGGAGAAAUUGGGGAGACUCGGUCUGACCAGGAGAAUACAGACCCUAACUCAGUGCUGGAGAACUCCUCCCUCCUCCCGGAGCUGGCGAACAAAAGCACCCAGUGUGACACUGAGAUCCCUCUGCAGAAUGGACUGAUGGCAUCUGCCAGCCCUUACCAGUACACCUUUUCCAACGGGGACAUUUGGAGCAUGCACCCUGAGCCCGAUAGCAACCCUGGGCACGUUCUGCCCUACAGCAGCCCCGGGCUGCCCGAGGCACCGCAGCUCUGGGGCACCUACAAGGAGCACAACCACCAAACGCUGUCGGAGCUGAAGAGGCAGCGAGCUGCAGCCAAGCUGCUCCAGCACCCCUUCCUCAGCACCCACUUCAGCACUGGCAUGGCAGGAGUUGCUGAGAACGAGGCCAAGUCGCACUUAAUGGAGUCCAGGACUUCUCCCUACAGCUCCAAUGGGACCUCGGUGUAUUACACAGUGUCCAGUGGGGAUCCGCCCCUCCUGAAAUUCAAAGCUCCCAUGGAGGAAAUGGAAGAGAAGGUGCAUGGGUGCUGCAGGAUUUCCUAGUCUGGUCUGUGUCUCACCCCAGAGGACAGGAGAUGUGGGUUGGAUCUAUCACAGUUUGCAUUUCAAAGGGAGAAUUUGGUUUUGGACAUCCUGACUGUGGCAGCCUUGUUCAUCUCAAAUUGUACUUUGCCCUGCCAAUUACUUCCAUUGCAGCUGGAUGAAUAAUGCAGGUGGAGCAAGGCUCUUUAGGAGGGAUGCACAUCAAUCUGAUGUCUCCU